AUGGCGACACUUCUCCGUGACCCGAACAUCGAUAAUUACGACAUCAUUGCUAUUCAGGAACCAUGGAGGAACCCCUACAGUACAACGACGCACCAUCCGGCCAAGGAUCGGUUCCACCUGUGCUACCCCUCCAGCGAGGAAAAUGGCCCGGCCAGGGUCUGCUUCUUCAUCAACAAGAAGCUCGACCACUCUCGUUGGCAGUUUAGGGAGGUUAGCAGAGAUCUCUGCACUCUGGUUAUCGCAACAGACGACGAUACCGAAACAAGCCUGGUGCUACAUAAUGUGUACAACCCGUCACCGCGGGAGGAAGAUCGACAGCCGGUCCUACAGCAGCUACGAACAAGACUGGAAACACACCAGCACGUCGAGCAAAUCGUCGUUGGUGACUUCAACCUACACCAUGAGCUGUGGGGAGGCAGCGAUAUCCGAGCGCCGGACCGCGAAGCAACCGAGCUCUUAGAUCUAAUGGACGACAUGAACCUCACGAGUCAACUGAGAGCGGGAACCAUUACGUACGAAGAAGGAGACCACCGGACAACCAUCGACCUCUGUCUUGUUACUGUAGGUCUUGUUGACCGAAUGAUCAGAUGCGAAGUAGACCACAACAUCGACCACGACUCCGAUCAUCUACCCAUAGUGACGUCGCUGCACCUAGCAGUGACCGAGCUACAGCGAGAGGAGAAACGAAAGUGGAAAGCUAUUGAUAAGGAAACAUUUAUUGAGACUCUCCGUGGAUCGUUGCCGCAGCUACGAAGACCAAGAACGAAGGCAGCGCUCGACGGAUACGUAGGGAAAACCAUAGACGCCCUCUCAGCCGCUAUCAAAACCGCGGUCCCGACCAGCACCCUUUCACCAAAGUCUAGGAGAGGCUGGGACGAGCAGUGCGCAGCCAUCCUGGCCGAGACGAAACGACUCCGCCGCAAUUACAGCGAGCGACAGACAGAAGAGAGCUGGGAGGCGUACAGAGAGGCACGCAACAGGAAAGGCCGCAUCAUCAAGAAAGCUCUUCAACAAGCACAUCGCGAAGCAGUGGAAACAGCGGCCGAGUCACCUAGAUCGCUGUGGAAGAUCGCCAAUUGGGCCCGGAACAGACAGAGCCAGCCGCCGACCGUUACGCCGGAAAUCAGGAACCCCAACACGUCUCAGAUCGCCGCAACGCCCGAAGAGAAAGCUGCACUCUUCAAGGAAGCCUUCUUCCCCCCGCCACCCGAGGCAAAUCUCGAAGACAUCGACAACGCA
Molecule: messenger RNA, 1239 nt
Organism: Colletotrichum abscissum
Lineage: Eukaryota; Fungi; Ascomycota; Sordariomycetes; Glomerellales; Glomerellaceae
Product: zinc knuckle
Exons: 1
Molecular function (GO): catalytic activity
Source: RefSeq, a predicted model, not a curated record